This is a messenger RNA of Lodderomyces margitis, 1011 nucleotides long. RefSeq lists its product as uncharacterized. NCBI's taxonomy places the organism in Eukaryota, Fungi, Ascomycota, Pichiomycetes, Serinales, Debaryomycetaceae. The transcript has a single exon. Gene Ontology annotation, molecular function: nucleic acid binding; zinc ion binding. The record is from RefSeq and is a predicted model, not a curated record. Bases 1 to 1011 code for a protein of 336 amino acids.
AUGUCAACCACCGUCAUGCAACAAAAGCUAUCGAAAGAUGACACCGAUAGAUUCGUUACUACCCUUCAACACAACGAGUAUCCACAAGUAAAUACAAUGACAACUACCUCCAAUCAACAAAAGCUAUCGAAAGAUGUUAUCGAUGGAUACGUUACUACCCUUCAACAGGUUAUGAGCAAUUUAGAAGUGUUUGGUGAUGUCACCACUCUCGACGGUCAUUUCACCUUUGAAUCUUGGAAACAGGAGCUCACCUUCUUGUUCAAAGUCUACAACCUUGAUCAUUUUGUUACUUAUGGUGUUGAUGGUUUUGAAUUUGAUGAAUCCACUACGGUCGCACAUCAAAGAAGAUUAAUUAGCUUGAUGGAAAACGUCGUCAACGCUGCUGUUCACACCACUGUUAGUGCCGAAAUCAAGAAAGAGGCUGGAUUGUUAUUUGGUCGUGACCGCUAUUUAGCUGUGGUUCUGUUGUAUGGGGAGUUCAGUCUCACCAUUGCUGCCCAAUUGUUGCAAAAGCACGCUACUGGUUCCGAUAAGUCAUACGAAACCAUGUGCCAACUUUUCACCAACUUGUUCCCCAAAAUCAACUCAGCUGACCUUGGUGGUCUCAGCGCCAUGAUGAAUCUUCCAGAUAACCAUUGGGCAUCCAUUGAAACCGCUCACCGCACCAAAUGCUUGACCAAUCCCGCGACCAAGUUCACGUUUGAACAAGUGAGGACCUACUGCAGAGGUUUGUCCAUUCCUUGGCCUUCGUCCUUUUCAUUCUUUGGUUUGUUAAAUUACAAUGAGUCAGCUUUGUAUUCAUCUAGUUCACGAACCCAUUCCGGCUUUUGCAACUACUGCCGCAAAAAGGGGCACAUCAUUGAAGACUGCCGCAAGCGCAAGGCCAGGCAAGCUAGGGAUUCAAAUGGGUUUUCCUCCAACUCAAAUCACAAAUCAGAAUCAGCCCAAUUUGCUACAUCUGAUCCACAAGCACCUUCCACUGGUGUAUCCUCAACUGACUAUUUCUGUUGA